AUGGCAGCUGUCGGUCUGAUGGCUCUCGCUAAAUCGACGAGCCACUUUGAACUAGCUGGCUCGGCGCAAAGAAAAUACGUUGAAGCAGUUCACAUGGUCAACUCUGCGUUGGAGUCGCCGACGGAAUCUCUGGAGGACAGUACUCUCAUGGCGGUCAUAUCUCUGGGAGUAUUUGAAGAAAUUUCUGAUUACAAGUCUUGGGUAAUACAUGUCCAAGGCGCGGCCGCUCUGUUAGUUGCACGUGGUAAAGAGCAGUUUUCUAGCCCGAUGGCCCUGAAGCUCUUCAACCAAGUCCGAACAGACUUGAUAACUGCCUGUGUUAAUGAAAACAAUCCAGUUCCUGAAGACGUUUUGGCAUUGCAAGAUGAGGGUAAAGGACACCAAGAUGUCUCGAGCUCGUUCUGGCAAAUUGGCUUGGUCGGUGCUCGAUGUGCCAAACUACUGACCAAUUUCAAAGGCUACAAUAUUGAAAUUGUGUCCGACCUUCUAUACGAAGCAAAUACGUUGGAGCAAGAGUUUGGGAUUUUUGGGCAGCUUUUGAGCCUGGAGGAGCCAUAUUCAACAAUCCAGGACACUGCCGGACGGCCAGAUCUCAUCUGUCAUGGCCGGAUUGGUGUCUACGAAGAUAUGUGGGCAAUACGAAUUUGGAACAACUGGCGAAAUCUGUUAAUGAUCGUAUGCCGAGUAAAGUUGUUUUUGCUAAAUGAGAUACUCAUGAACGCCCUUGCCCCGGACAACGUUGGGCAGACAAAACUGCAAUUGCGAGACACCAUGCAGUUGCUCGCGCAGCUAGGGGAAGGCAUCCUAGCUACACUACCCCAGGCAAUGAAGUUCCAGGUCACAACGUAUGAAGAUCAGACGUGGAAUGACGGCGCCUCUGGUCUCAGCAGCGUGGCCAGUGCCUACUUACUAGCUGGGCGCCUUUCAGUGGUCGGUCAAAGCGAAGCUACAAAUGGCGAGACUCGGCAAUGGAUUAUUCAAAGACUCACAGAUAUUAGCAAGAGCGCACGAAUUCCCACUGCAUUGAAGAUCAUUGAGGCUAUAAAGGGAGUGGACGUUCAAUAA
This is a messenger RNA of Akanthomyces muscarius, 1065 nucleotides long. RefSeq lists its product as uncharacterized. Lineage: Eukaryota; Fungi; Ascomycota; Sordariomycetes; Hypocreales; Cordycipitaceae. The record is from RefSeq and is a predicted model, not a curated record. The transcript has a single exon. Bases 1 to 1065 code for a protein of 354 amino acids.